AUGACAGUGGAGGUGGCCGUGGGUAUGGUGUUGGGUGCUGCGCAAACUCUAUUUGCAGCAUUACAAUGCAAGGAAUUGAAAGAGUUCUACUCUAAAUUUAAGUAUGAUUCGCAACUUGAGGCACUCCGAGGCACCGUCGAAACCAUCCAGAAAGUCCUCCUUGAUGCGGAUUCCCGGCAUCUCGAGCUCAACAAUCAGGGGUUGGAGUGGGUUAACAAGCUCAAGGAUGCUGUCUAUGAAGCUGAUGAUUUGUUCGACAAGUUUGCCACGGUUGCUCAGCAACAUAAAAGGAUGCCUGGCAGUAAGAUUCCGAAAAAGGUACACGCUUUCUUUUCUAGUGAAAAUCAGUUGCUUUUUCGCUUUAGGACAUGUAAUGAGAUUAAGGAGAUUAGAAAGAAGCUAGAUGGUGUUGCUAAAGAUCAUACUCAGUUUGGGUUUAGUGAUGUGUAUAGGCCAGUUAAGAGAAAAGAGGAAACUUGGUCUUAUGUCCAUCAAGAUAGUAUUAUUGGGAGAGAUACUGAUAAGGAGGAGAUUAUGGGUAUGUUGUUGAGAGAAUCAGAUUCUUCGGUUGAUAGUGUUUCUUUUGUGAGUAUUGUCGGGAUGGCAGGACUAGGCAAAACUGCUCUUGCUCAACUUGUGUACAAUGAUGUUAGAAUUAAUGACGAAUUUGAUUUGAAGUUGUGGGUUUGUGUCUCUGAUGAUUUCAUCAUGCAAGAAAUCCUUUGUAAGAUGUUGAAGUCGGCCACUGAGCAAGAUCAUGGUGAUAUAGGAGCUGAAGGGGUGCAGAAUAAAGUGAGACAUUGUAUAGAAGGGAAAAAAUAUUUCCUUAUUCCAGAUGAUUUGUGGAACGAAAGUCGUGAUGAAUGGCUCAAGUUGAGAGACUUCUUGCAAGUAGGUGCGAGAGGAAGCCGAGUUGUGGUGACUACACGCUCAGAAAGGGUGGCAGGAGCUAUAGGAGACUAUCCAAUGUUCAGAUUGAGAGGUUUGUCAGAUGAUUAUUCUUGGCGUUUGUUUAAGAGAGUAGCAUUUAACCUAGGGAGUAGAGAGAUUGAUGAUGACCUUGUGGACCUUGGUUCUUGUAAAAUGCAUGAUUUGAUUCAUGAUCUUGCACAAGAAAUUGCAGGAAAGGAGUCGUACUUGAUGGAGGACACUAGCAAAAGCCCUUUUGAUAGAAAAUCUCGUCAUCUCGCUAUUUUAGUUAGGCGCUCUCUGGUGCUUAGUCCAAGUGAUACUUUUAGCAAAUUGAGUGGAUUGCGUACGCUUCUCCGGCAUCAUUGGCUGGAAUGUGAAUCACAUGUGUCCACAAUAUUAGCAAACUGCAGGCGUUUGAGGGUGUUGGACUUGCACAAGCUUAAGAUAAAAGCUUUAACAAGUACAAUAAAGAACCUUUUGCAUUUAAGGCUAGAAGAGUUGCCUAAGGACUUGAGGGAACUAGUCAAUCUUAAGCAUUUGGAGAUGACAUAUUGCCUUAGUUUGACUCAUAUGCCCAUUGGAAUGGAUAGUAUGACUGGUCUACGUACCCUUACAAGGUUUGUGUUUGGGCCAGAAAGUUCCAAGAAAGGCCAGACGGGGCAACUAAGAGAUUUGGUACCUCUAAUUAACCUUAGAGAUAUUCCCAAUGUAGAGCUGAUGGAGUCUGAUAAUAAUGUUGCACUUUCGUUUCCGUCACUUGAUCAACUGUUACUUGAUGGAUGUCCUAGGUUGAAGUCUUUUCCUAGAUGUCCACGUCUGAAAGGUCUUAGUCUGCGGGACCUGAAUGAAGCAUUUACAUUUUGUGAACAAAGAGAUGAUGAAGCAAAUGCAACCACCCCUGCUGCCUCCUCAUUUUCUGCCUCGUCUUCAAGCGGCAGCAACGACAAUCAUUCAGCUGGUGUUGAUGUUUUUGAUUUGCGAGAUUUAAAAACAGACAAUUUAGGAUUAAUUAAGUCCCUUUUUGGGGAGUCUAUACGAAGCAUUGAUAAACUCAGAUUGCGUCAUAUGGAGGUGGAGAGUUUGUCGAGUGUUGAAGAAGAGUAUCAUCGGAAGUACGCAUUUUCCAUUCGUAGUCUACAGUUUGAAAGUUGCCGAAACUUAAAGAGUCUGUCGGGAAUAGAGCAUCUCACCAACUUGAAAAGCCUCUGUAUUGAGUAUUGUCCUAACCUGGAAUUGGAAGAAGAAAAAGGGUUUCCAUGGAAAGACCUUCACGCCCUCUCUAACUUGAACUUGUUUGGUCUUCCACAGUUGAUAGAUCUACCAAAGGGCAUUCAAUACUUGACUUCCCUUCAAAGUCUCUGUAUUAAAGAUUGUGAAAAUAUGAAACCCACCCGGAGUGGCUUCAUUGCCCCUAGUCUUUGCGGUCACUUUCUAUUACUCGUAGACAUAGUUCAACGUGAUUUAGUUGUUGAGUAUGCUGAUGGUGUAAAAAGAGCAAUGUUAGCUUUUCGUACACUUCUUUAG
This is a messenger RNA of Chenopodium quinoa (quinoa), 2436 nucleotides long. Its product is annotated as putative disease resistance protein RGA3. Gene Ontology annotation, molecular function: ADP binding. Gene Ontology annotation, biological process: defense response to fungus. The coding region runs from base 1 to 2436 and encodes 811 amino acids. The record is from RefSeq and is a predicted model, not a curated record. NCBI's taxonomy places the organism in Eukaryota, Viridiplantae, Streptophyta, Magnoliopsida, Caryophyllales, Amaranthaceae. The transcript is spliced from 5 exons.